AUGUUGAAAAUCUUGAUUCUCCUAAAUAUUUUUUGUCUGAUUCCUCUCGCAACAUCGGAAUAUUUCCAAAGCUGUGAAAAAUGUGCAAAUCUUGUGCAACAAAAUGAUAGGGCUAAUUUCACCGGCCUAAUUCAGAGCACCGAAAAAGAUGACGUAAAUUCUCAAAAAAAAUUUCAUUAAAAUUGAAUUUUCAUUAAUUUCAGGUUUGUUCAUUUGAAUAUUAUACGCUAAUUAAUCCUGUGCCGUGUCAAAUAAAAAGUCGAAAAAUUUUCGAGGAAAUUAAAAAUUCUGAAAAUUUGGCUGAAAAAUGUUUGGAAUUGGGGUACUGUAAAUGA
This is a messenger RNA of Caenorhabditis angaria, 335 nucleotides long. NCBI's taxonomy places the organism in Eukaryota, Metazoa, Nematoda, Chromadorea, Rhabditida, Rhabditidae. The record is from the annotation of a GenBank genome assembly.